CUUUGUUGCUUCAUGGCGACUGCUGUGCAUCGGAAUGCUGGCGCUGGCGCUGCUGAUGUUCGCUGCAGAGGCGGACGCUGCUGGCAGUGGCACCGGCGGCCUGGGUAAUCAGGCGGUGUUUACCAGCUCUUUUCUGGUGCGUUUCCGUCGGGGCGUUGACAAUGACUUCGCCCACAAGGUGGCCGAUAAAUAUGGCUUCGACAACCUGGGACCGCUGGUAGGCGCCGAUGGACAGGAGUAUCACUUCAAGCACAGGACUCUGCCACAUGCCCGGUCACGUCGUAGCUUGACGCACACACGUGCCCUCAAGAGCCAUCCCUCGGUACAUACGGCCGUACAACAACCGGGCUUUAGGCGUGUGAAACGCGGGUUGCGACCGCAGGUACCUGCUAUUCAUGGCCUGCACUAUGAAGCAACAUUGGGAGAGUCGAAUGACGUGGAUGUUGAGCCAACGGAUCCGUAUUUUCCCAUGCAAUGGUAUCUGAAGAACACCGGACAGAAUGGCGGAAAAGUAAGGCUGGAUCUCAAUGUGCAGGCUGCCUGGGCGCAGGGAAUAACGGGCAAGAACGUGACAACGGCUAUCAUGGAUGAUGGAGUCGACUACAUGCAUCCGGACCUGAAAUUCAAUUACAACGCGGAGGCCAGCUAUGACUUUAGCAGCAACGAUCCAUUCCCCUAUCCACGCUACACAGAUGAUUGGUUCAACAGCCAUGGAACUCGCUGUGCUGGCGAAGUGGCUGCUGCCAGAGAUAAUGGAAUUUGCGGCGUGGGCGUUGCUUAUGACAGCAAAAUCGCAGGCAUACGCAUGCUGGAUCAGCCAUAUAUGACCGACCUAAUCGAAGCCAACUCAAUGGGGCAUGAGCCUCACAAAAUCCACAUAUACAGCGCCUCGUGGGGUCCCACCGAUGAUGGCAAGACGGUCGACGGGCCGCGCAAUGCGACCAUGCGUGCCAUUGUCCAGGGUGUCAAUGAGGGUCGCAAUGGUUUAGGCAACAUCUAUGUCUGGGCAUCGGGCGAUGGCGGCGAGGAGGAUGAUUGCAACUGCGAUGGUUAUGCCGCCUCCAUGUGGACCAUUUCCAUUAACAGCGCCAUUAAUGAUGGCCAGAACGCGCACUACGAUGAGAGCUGCAGCUCCACACUGGCAUCGACAUUCAGCAAUGGUGCCAAGGAUCCCAAUACUGGCGUUGCCACCACCGACCUGUAUGGCAAGUGUACGACAACCCAUUCGGGAACAAGUGCCGCAGCUCCCGAAGCCGCUGGCGUCUUUGCGUUGGCCUUGGAGGCAAACCCUCAGUUGACUUGGCGCGACAUUCAGCAUCUAACUGUGUUGACAUCGAAGCGCAAUUCGCUGUUCGAUGCCAAGAACCGAUUCUACUGGACAAUGAACGGGGUUGGACUGGAGUUCAAUCACCUCUUUGGGUUCGGUGUGCUCGAUGCGGGUGCCAUGGUGACCCUGGCCAAGCAAUGGCAUUCGGUGCCAGCACGCUAUCACUGUGAGGCGGGUGAGAUUAACAAGGCUCAGCCAAUUAUAAUGGGACGCUCGCUGUUCUGGGAGAUUAAAACGGACGCUUGCAAGGGCAGCGAUACGGAAGUGAAUUAUUUGGAGCACGUGCAGGCCGUGAUUACGGCCAAUGCUUCGCGACGUGGCGACUUGGAGCUCUUCCUCACCUCUCCCAUGGGCACUAAAUCCAUGAUUCUUUCGCGACGUGCCAAUGACGAUGAUCAUCGCGAUGGCUUUACCAAAUGGCCCUUCAUGACCACUCACUCCUGGGGCGAGUAUCCACAGGGAACAUGGAAAUUGGAGGCACGCUUUAAUUCGGCCCAAACACGUAUUGGGCAUUUGGUGGAAUGGUCUUUGGUUCUGCAUGGCACCAAGGAGGCACCUUAUCGCACACUUUCGCCAUCCUCACCGCACUCCAAGCUGGCCAUAGUUAAGAAGGCGCAUGAGGAUAAGAAAAUGUAGGAGGUGUCCAGUUCCACGAGCGAUGUCGUCCAUUAGGCACCUUGGCUUUUAUCACUUUGAGUUUAGUAUGAAGUUCAAGAAAUGUGCUGGCUGUGUUUUGUUUUAAAUGGGAUUGAUUGAGAACGAACUUCUAUUUUAAAGAAUUUAUUUACGCUUUUUUUUUUAAUCAAACAUCUACAUUCUUGAAUAUUUUUUUUAUUAAAUGAAAUGGAAUGAACUCAAAGUUUAUUUUAUUUUCAUUUGAAUUUAAAGCAUUUCUUAAGUUUAAUAUUUUCAUCACAUGAGAGUUAGAGAGUUGGAGAAAUGAUAUGCGGGAUUUUCAAGCGCACAUUAUUUACUAGUCUUAUGCGACCUAUUUUCAAAGCCACAAAUAACUAAUAGAACAACUUAGAACCAGAUGAAAAUUAUGAUGGUUAAGAGACCCGUAUAAACUAUAAAAGAUAAGCAGUAAGAAUAAUCUGAAACAGGUAUAGCAUACGAGUAUUACUGUAUUAUUUGAGCGACAGAGAGAGGGAGGAGUCAUUGAGUACAUAAUACUUAUCCUUAAAACCCUAAAAUGUACUAUAUCUCUAUAUAUAUAUAUAUAUAAAUACUUAUAUACAUGUAUACAUAUGUAAAACUGUGUCCUAUGCUCUUAGACUCUAAACAUUAUCUACCUUAUAUAUUUUAAUCUAUUUUAAUUUCUCUCUCUCUAUAUAUACUAUAUAUAAACAUAAAAUGUUGAACUUAAUAAUGUGGAGAAUGCAAAUGGUGCAAACUGCUUCCAAAUAGUAUCACUUAAUAGGUAUUCUUAGUUAGUUUGUCUUUAGUUUUUCUAUCUUUUGUAUUUGUGCAUGUAAAUUGCAUUUACAUACGCAGUUUUCAGUUUCUUUCGGGGGCCAAAGAAGUAAAAAAAUAAUAACCAGCAUAAUUGCUAAAUUGUUUAUAAUGAAAAAAAUAUAAAAAAAUAUAUAUAUAUAUAAAUAAAACUAAAUGAUAAAUAUUGAAGUACAAGUGCAAAACAAUUGAAAAAGUGUUGAGAGUGUGUAAGAAGUAAAAGACGACAGCGGAUAUUGAUGAUUGAUUUGUUUAAUAAGCACCUUGUUAAAGUUCAUGGGUUAUAGUGCAAGAGAAAUGAUAUACACAACUAUAUCUAUAUACAUAAAUGCAUACAUAUAUUUAAAUAUAUAUACAGUACAUGAUGUGUAAUUAUUAGCCGAGAGAAUGAAAAAAACAUAAACAGAAGCCCAACAUAAAUACUUAUUCCUUAUAUAUACUUACAAUAAAUAUAAAUAUACAUAGAAUGAAACAUAUAUCUAUUUACAUACAUACGAUAAUUUACCUACGUAUAUGAGUAUAUAUGAUAUACAUUUAUGUAUAAAACAUAGACAUGUAUAUCAUCAGAAUAAAUAACUUAUAUUGAUGUAAAGUUAUCUUUGAUGUUGUAGAUACUAAACACCAGACCCAGAUACAAAUGCAGUUACCAAUUGAAAAAUUGAAUGUUGUCUAGAUUAGUUUUGGCAAUGAUUUUGGAAACUCUUUUCUGUUAUUAUUAUUACCAUAAUAUUGUUUGGCUUCUUCGAUUCUCAUGUAAUGCAAAAAAAUAAAUCUAUUUAAUUUUGUAAAUAAAAGUUGGUAAAACGCCCAAA
Drosophila innubila is the source of this 3591-nucleotide messenger RNA. It is a transcript of the gene amon, whose product is annotated as neuroendocrine convertase 2. Gene Ontology annotation, molecular function: serine-type endopeptidase activity. NCBI's taxonomy places the organism in Eukaryota, Metazoa, Arthropoda, Insecta, Diptera, Drosophilidae. The transcript is spliced from 12 exons. Gene Ontology annotation, cellular component: trans-Golgi network; Golgi membrane. The record is from RefSeq and is a predicted model, not a curated record. Gene Ontology annotation, biological process: protein processing. The coding region runs from base 35 to 1963 and encodes 642 amino acids.